UUGUUAACUUGACAUACACGCCACGGUCUCAUGAUGAUGUGCGAGGUGAUGCCCACCAUUUCUGAGGAUGGGCGAAGUGGGACUGGCGGGGGCUCUUCCUCACCUGCCGGGGCAGGAGUCGGAGGCCCCGGAGGUGCUAUGGGAGGAGGAGGCUUCAGCGGGAGGGAGCCCAGAGGCGGAGGAGAUGAAGGAGGCAGUACGGGGAACCUGGAGUCCCUAAUGGUCAACAUGCUGACAGAGCGGGAGAGGCUGCUGGAGAACCUGAGGGAGACACAAGAGAGCUUGGGCACAGCUCAGCUCCGCCUCCGCGAGCUCGGCCAUGAAAAGGAGUCACUUCAGAGGCAGCUAUCUAUUGCUCUGCCACAGGAGUUUGCUGUGUUGACUAAAGAGCUGAACGUUUGCCGGGAGCAGCUUCUGGAGAGGGAGGAGGAGAUUGCUGAGCUCAAGGCGGAGAGAAACAACACACGUUUGUUGCUGGAACACCUGGAGUGUCUGGUGUCUCGCCAUGAGCGCAGUCUGAGGAUGACAGUGGUGAAAAGACAAGCCCAGUCCCCUGCAGGGGUCUCCAGUGAGGUGGAAGUCCUCAAGGCCCUCAAGUCUCUGUUUGAGCACCACAAGGCCCUAGAUGAGAAGGUGCGAGAGAGGCUUCGUGUGGCCCUUGAGAGAGUGUCAAUGUUAGAGGAUCAACUUGCAGCGUCUUCUCAAGAGGUAAUCUCUUUAAGAGACCAAAUUAAAAGACGUCAACAAGGGGUGGACGGCGGGAAAGAUCGACUUCCCAACGGCCCUUCCUCUGGCCUGGAGGACGGCGAGCUGGAAAGACAGAGAGAAGGAGAGAUAGAACGACAGAGAGCUGAACUCUCCCAGCUGAGGGAGAGGCUGGCACUCAUGUGCCGGCAGGUUGGGGAAAUAGAGGAACAGCUUGCGGCCGCCAGGAGGGAGGUGACGAAGUCGGAGGAGGCCAAUCAGAAGCUCCAAAGGGAAGUGAAAGAGGCUCUUUGCCAAAGGGAGGACAUGGAGGAAAGGAUUACAACACUAGAACGCAGGUACCUCAGCGCCCAGAGGGAGGCGACUUCUCUCCAUGAUAUCAAAGACAAGCUGGAAAAUGAGCUGGCCAGCAAGGAGUCCCUGCACAGACAGAGUGAAGAGAAGAACAGACAGCUACAGGAGCGUCUGGAUGAAGCUAAGCAGAAGCUCCAGCAGACCCUACAGAGGGCAGAAACGUUGCCGGAGAUCGAGGCCCAGCUCGCCCAAAGAGUUGCUGCUCUCAACAAGGCAGAGGAGCGCCACGGGAACUUUGAGGAGCGACUACGGCAAAUGGAAGCCCAGCUCGAGGAGAAGAACCAAGAACUACAGAGGGCGAGGCAGAGGGAGAAGAUGAAUGACGAACACAACAAACGUCUCUCAGAUACAGUGGACAAGCUUCUGUCGGAGUCCAAUGAGAGACUGCAGCUCCACCUCAAAGAGAGGAUGGCAGCACUAGAGGAAAAGAAUGCUCUAUCAGAGGAACUGUCCAAUAUGAAGAAAAUCCAAGAUGAUCUUCUAGCUAAUAAGGAGCAGCUGCUUGCUGAGCUGGAGAGAGUCCAACUGGAGCUGGAUCAGCUGAGAGGCAGGCCUGGCUCUUCGUAUUCCAGGGCGGGCAGCGUGAGCUCACUUCCCUCCACCCUUUUUCGAAGAUCUCUUCCAGGGAGCGCCUCAGAGCUGCGGUACCCUCAGGGUGGAGGCUCGCUCCCGGCUGGUUAUGGCAGCUCCUCUAGUGGGGUGGUGGUCAGGCGGGCGCACCGCGGCCGGUGGGGGCCUCCUAGAGACGACAGUAACAAGUAUGGAGAGUGGGACAGCGGCACUAUGCUGGGUCCUGGUUUUGAGGGCGGUGUGGAGGGAGGCUGCUCUGAUGACGAGGAGGACAGGGAGACGCUGUUCGGAUCGGAGCUUCUCUCUCCCAGCGGACAGACAGAUGUACAGACUUUGGCGAUCAUGCUGCAGGAGCAACUAGAGGCCAUAAACAAGGAGAUCAAACUGAUUCAGGAGGAGAAGGAGAGCACAGAGCUGAGGGCAGAGGAGAUUGAGAGCCGGGUCAGCAGCGUGGCCCUCGAUGCCCCACCUCUUCCACCCUCCUCACUGGGAGGACGGGACAGUGUCGGGAGGGGCUACAUGACCCCCUCCAUCACCUCCUCCACGUUAGCGUCUCCCUCACCACCCAGUUCUGGACAUUCCACCCCCCGCCUGCCACAUUCCCCUGCCAGGGAGACUGAUAGACAGAAUAGCAAAGAGGGUGAAGAAUGCAGAGCACUUGCCCUGAUUGACUCCACCCCUCCACCUGUUCCUCGAGCCCUACGAUUAGACCGAAUGACACACACUCACCCAGGGGCAGGCCUUGAUGACCACCGUGAAUUUCGCAGUCUCUCUGCUGAUGGCGCCACCACUGCUAGCCAGGAUUCCCUCCACAAAGCCAGCAAAAAGAAGAGCAUUAAGUCGUCAAUUGGUCGUCUCUUUGGCAAAAAGGAAAAGGGGAGGAUGGGUGCACCUGGGCGCGAAUCUGCCUCACUGGCCUCCACACCCUCUGACGACCUGGGUUCCGCUGACCCCCUAGGUCUGGCUAAACUCGGGACUGGAACGGUUGAAAAAGACCGACGCAGCAAAAAGAAGCACGACCUGUUAGAGGAGGCCUGUCGUCAGGGUCUGCCUUUCGCCUCAUGGGACGGCCCGACUGUUGUUACAUGGCUUGAGCUGUGGGUUGGGAUGCCGGCAUGGUAUGUGGCAGCGUGUCGUGCCAACGUGAAAAGCGGCGCCAUUAUGGCCAACCUCUCGGACACAGAGAUCCAGAGGGAGAUUGGCAUCAGCAACCCUCUACACAGGCUCAAACUCCGCCUGGCCAUCCAGGAAAUGGUCUCCCUCACUAGUCCGUCUGCACCUGCAAGCACACGCUCUUCGACCAGUAAUAUUUGGAUGACACAUGCUGAGAUGGAGUCUCUCACUGCUGCCACCAAGCCAGAGCAGAAGGAGUUCAGCUGGGACCAGAUCCUGGCCUAUGGAGACAUGAACCACGAGUGGGUGGGAAAUGAAUGGCUGCCCAGCCUGGGUCUACCCCAGUACCGCUCCUACUUCAUGGAGUCACUGGUGGAUGCCCGCAUGCUCGACCAUCUCACCAAGAAAGAACUGAGGGGUCAGCUGAAAAUGGUGGACAGUUUCCACAGGGUGAGUCUUCACUAUGGUAUCAUGUGCUUGAAGCGCUUGAACUACGACAGGAAGGAGCUGGAGAGGAGGAGGGAUGAGAGUCAGCAUCAAAAUCAAGAUGUGAUGGUGUGGUCCAAUGAGCGAGUGAUGUGUUGGGUGCAGUCGAUCGGUCUGAAAGAGUUUGCUGACAACCUAUUAGAAAGCGGUGUGCACGGGGCCCUCCUGGCACUAGAUGACACCUUUGACUACACUGACUUGGCCCUCCUCCUCCAGAUACCCAAUCAGAACACACAGGCGAGGCAACUCCUAGAGAAGGAGUACAAUGCUCUCAUCUCCAUGGGAACAGAGAGGAGGCCAGAUGAGGACGGCACGAAAACAUUCACGCGGUCGCCAUCGUGGAGAAAGAUGUUCAGAGAGAAGGACCUCCGCGGCGUGACCUCCGACUCCUCAGAAACAUUACCUGCCAACUUCCGUGCCUCCGCCAUCUCGACCCCCUCUGUCACCCUGAGAAAAGUCCAGAGUGAAGUAAAUUCUGGACCAAGAGGAGAGUCGGGGUCCGUGAGAACAUAUUCCUGCUAA
Toxotes jaculatrix (banded archerfish) is the source of this 3750-nucleotide messenger RNA. Its product is annotated as liprin-alpha-3-like. NCBI's taxonomy places the organism in Eukaryota, Metazoa, Chordata, Actinopteri, Toxotidae. The record is from RefSeq and is a predicted model, not a curated record. Gene Ontology annotation, molecular function: protein binding. Bases 31 to 3750 code for a protein of 1239 amino acids. Gene Ontology annotation, cellular component: presynaptic active zone. The transcript is spliced from 30 exons. Gene Ontology annotation, biological process: synapse organization.